AUGAAUGAUGAAGAUGAUCUGAAUCUGUUCAGAGUUGUGUUCCAUAGGGGGGCCGGGGGGGGGAUGGAGGAGCGUCGGGGGGGAGCGUGGAGAGACGUCUGGGAGGAAGAGGAGGAAGAGGAGGAGGGAGACAGGAGGAGGUGCAGAGCUGCUGUCGUCACGUCACGGUUCCUCAGCCACAGGAACCUGCAGCUCUGCUUCAUCAACAGCAGCGACAGUGAGGAGGAGGAGGAGGAUGGAGGCAACACACAGGUUGCCAUGGGAACAGAGCGCAACGGGUGUCCCGCUGCCGGGCUGAAACAGGAAGUGGCCGCGGCUCUGAGGCGGCUGAGAGACGAGCUGCUGGAGGAACAGAAGGAGAAGGAGCAUCUGGCCGGCAGCAGCACUGUUGCCAGGCGGAAACAUCUGGAGCGUCUGGAGCUGGAUCAGUGUUCAGUGCAGCAGCUCAGCAGCUCCAGAGCGUCUCUUCAACAGGAAGUGCACGCUCUGAGCUCGGAGCUGGUCGCUCUCCUGUUGGUUCGAGACCAGCUGAGGACGAAGCAGGACGCCGUGCUGCUGGACGUCCAGGACCUGACCUAACACCACACAUGUCCACACGUGUCCACCACCUCUACAUGUGACCAGGCAGGGACCAGGACCACCGGGACCA
Limanda limanda (common dab) is the source of this 649-nucleotide messenger RNA. RefSeq names its product schwannomin-interacting protein 1-like. Lineage: Eukaryota; Metazoa; Chordata; Actinopteri; Pleuronectiformes; Pleuronectidae. Gene Ontology annotation, cellular component: plasma membrane; cell junction. Bases 1 to 579 code for a protein of 192 amino acids. Gene Ontology annotation, biological process: positive regulation of hippo signaling. The record is from RefSeq and is a predicted model, not a curated record. The transcript has 6 exons.